This is a messenger RNA of Entrophospora sp. SA101, 162 nucleotides long. NCBI's taxonomy places the organism in Eukaryota, Fungi, Glomeromycota, Glomeromycetes, Entrophosporales, Entrophosporaceae. The record is from the annotation of a GenBank genome assembly.
AUGGAAUCUUCAAUCGUUUCAGUAUUAGAUUCACUAAUUAAUACAGAUGGUGUUAAAGGUGUUUUGGUAACUGAUAAACAUGGACUAUGUUUAGGCGAGGGAUUGCAAAUUCUGUUUGUUCAGGUUUUAUUUCUUCAAUUGCAAAAUAUGCAAAGUUAUUAA